Messenger RNA from Penaeus vannamei (Pacific white shrimp), 3174 nucleotides. It is a transcript of the gene Dlic, whose product is annotated as dynein light intermediate chain. The record is from RefSeq and is a predicted model, not a curated record. NCBI's taxonomy places the organism in Eukaryota, Metazoa, Arthropoda, Malacostraca, Decapoda, Penaeidae. Gene Ontology annotation, cellular component: cytoplasmic dynein complex; centrosome. Gene Ontology annotation, molecular function: dynein heavy chain binding. Gene Ontology annotation, biological process: microtubule cytoskeleton organization; microtubule-based movement.
CAUGAUUGGAACGAAGUUUUGGUCAUGACAACAUGGCGCUCAAUGGGGAAAGGUCAGCCCUCUCGGGGCUUUCCGACCUCCGGAAAGAGAAGGCAGAGGAGAAGGAGAACCUUUGGAAGAAAAUCCUAGGCGAAGUACAAUCGAGUGAGCGCAAUAAAUUACCAUCGUGCAAGUCUGUUCUCGUCCUGGGUGACAAUGAGUCAGGGAAAACUACGCUCAUUGCCAAGCUACAGGGGAAUGAGGACCCCAAAAAAGGAUCAGGCCUUGAAUAUGCCUACAUCGAUGUUAGGGAUGAAUACAGAGAUGAUCACACACGACUCAGUGUCUGGGUUCUUGACGGAGACCCCAAACAUGCUGAGCUUCUGGAGUUUGCAGUAAAUGCGGACAAUUUGGAACACACAUUGGUAUUACUGACAGUGUCAAUGACAGCCCCUUGGGGAAUCAUGGACCAGCUUCACACAUGGGCCUCCACUCUCCAAGACCACAUAGACAAGAUCAAUCUGGAUCCUGACAAGUUUAAAGAUCGGCAAGAUAAGAUGGCUCGGUUAUGGCAAGACUACGUAGAGCCUGGAGAUGAACUAGAGGCUGGGUCUCCCAUGAAGCGGUCAUCAAGAAACCUGGAGAACGACGAUGAACCUGUCUUGCCUCUCCCAGAAAAUGUUCUUACCAGAAAUCUUGGACUUCACGUUAUAGUUGUAGUUACUAAGACUGAUUAUAUGUCAAUUUUAGAAAAGGACUUUGAUUAUAAAGAAGAACACUUUGACUUCAUUCAGCAGUCAAUUCGAAAGUUCUGCCUUCAGUAUGGUGCAGCUCUUUUCUAUACUUCAGUGAAGGAGGACAAGAACUGCGAUCUGUUGUACAAGUAUCUAGUCCAUAAAAUCUACAACUUCCCCUUCAGAACCCCAGCACUUGUUGUUGAAAAAGAUGCUGUGUUUAUACCGGCAGGUUGGGACAACGAUAAAAAGAUCGCAAUCCUUUAUGAAAAUAUGCACACAAUGAGCCCAGAUGAUUACUAUACAGAUGUCAUUGUUAAGCCGCAAGUGGUUCGUAAGGCUGUUGCCCGGGAGGUGGAAGUUCAGGCUGAGGAUGAGCAAGCAUUCUUAGCGCGGCACCAAGCACAGUUACAAGCAGGAGGCCCAGGUGCACCCAAUGCUACACAGGGUCGUCAAGAAUCACCACUUAGACAGUCACCAGCUGUACAGAAGACCAGUGACCGACGGGUAUCUUCAACUGGAACGCCAAAUCAAAUUGGUUCGCCAAAGAAGAUUGAAUCAACGAAGCCUGGAGUUGCUGGAGCAAAUGAAGGAGUCCUUGCAAACUUUUUCAAUUCUCUUCUUAGUAAGAAAACUGGAACAAAUGCCCCAGCACCUGGAGCCAUAAAAACUAAUGAGAAGGCUGCCAUGCGAUCAGAUGCUGCUGCCGAGCUUGACCGUUUGACGCGAUCCAAGAAGCCAACAGCAGCAAAUAGUUCUCCAGAAACUAACAACUCCUCUGAAUGUUGACUCCCAGUUGGCACCUCUACCGGCUGUGCUAUGGAAAGGUGUUUUGGUGCCCCUGCCUGACAGUCUACACGUACAUUUUUGCUAAGAGAAUGGAAACAACUUCAUGGCGUGUAGCAUUCAUGGUGUCGGGGUUGGCUGCCUGUCUGGUUGUUCCCUGUCAGAGAGGAUCUGGCAAGGGAUGUGAGACCUAAUAUGGGUAGCUUUUUCAUUCCUUUGUAUGAUAAAAUGCAAUGUUAAGUCUACCUUUGAAAGGUACCAUCUGGAAGGUAUACAACUGUAGCAGCUAUAUAAAAAAAAAAAAUCGAAUGUAUAAAAGACUUCAAAAAUACACAAUACUAUCCUCUGCAUGGAAUAGCAUGCUGCAACAGUGUGUGAAUGGCAUACCUAAGAGUUUGUCACAACCACUUCUAUAGUGGCUACAUGAUCAGCAGUGGAUGAGUUCUGAAGUGACCAAACAACUGCAGCAUCUUGACCCAGAGCUGAUUGGCGCUGCAUUACCCAGGCUGUGUACCAAGGGGUUAAUACCUUUGCAAGAGAAGCAAGUGUUGCCCUCGGGACUGGAGGACUGGCAGAGCGUGUUGUGUCCUGUAACAUAUUUUCUUAUUUAUUUGUUAAUUUUAUAAACUCUUUGCUUCCAUGCUGUUACUUUAGGGCUCCUAUGCUUGUGACCCUCAAAUGUUUUUAACUCGAGCUAAUCACUUUGGGGCUUUAGUUAUGACUCGGCAAAUAUAACACCAGUGAAACAGAUUUGUGUGUAGUGAACCUAAAAGAAAAAAAAAAAAGAUUGAAAGAAAGCAGUCAUUGAUUGAAAUUACACUGCUCAGGCAUAUGCAAUGUAUUAUUUCUGAUGGUGGUAGCUUGGAUGUUAUCUUACAGAUAAUAUCUGUCCAUCUGUGAUUCAUUCUUGAUUAGCCUGUUAAUACUAAAGAUGUCAAGACUACUUGUAUUUUUACUUUUUCACUUUUUCCACAAAUUUCUGUAGAAUGAGAAUUCAGGCUUCAUAUUACAAAUUAUGUGCAAAGCCAUAAAUCAUUUGAUAUUUUCUGGCUAUAUUACCUUUUUGUUCUGGCAGGUCAAUUAUCUGACUUACUGUGGCCAAGAAAACACAAGGGGCAAAAAGUUUCUAGAGCAGAAUGGCAGCAAUAGGGCUGUGAACACCACCAGACCAAAUCAUGAAUAUUAACCACCUUUCAUUCUACAUAGAAGAGUUCCUUCCCAGCGUGACCAUUGCCCAGACAUUGUGAACAAGCUACUCUAAGCUAGAUACAAAGGAUGAUAUUACUUGUGGGUCAAUUAACCUCAUCUUUAGUCCAACAUUUUCAUCCUUAAUGCCAAAGCUUAAUAAAAAAAAAAAAUGUUUCUUUGUGUGUAUAUAUUAUAUAAAUAUAUAUAUAUCUCAUGGCUCUUAGUAAUGUUCUGUCUCAUCCUGAGAGUUCUCCCCAGACCUCCCUGUUCUCUUACUGAGUCAUACCCUGAUAUUGUCUGCUUGGGCUGGAGAAAGGGAUUAGUAUGUGUAAAGAGGGAAAGUAACGUUUUGUCUAUUAGCAGCUUUAAUGAUUGGGGAUGUUGUCUGCCUCAAAUACACCAGUGAAAGCAAAGGAGUAAAUGUUAGUAUUACAACAGUUAUUAGAUUUACAAUUUUUGUAUUAACUUUUUUUUUUUUUUUUUUUUU